UUUUGUAACGUAAGGAACUGAUAGUUAACUAUUCUGUUUAUUACAACAAUUUCAACUAUCUAUUAACAUAAGAAUUAACACACCCUUCACACUUUCUCAUAGCAUACAAGGAACACCUUGAAACUGCGCGUUGUUGUGGUAACAAGCCGCACGCAAAGUAAACAAAAACUGAACACCCAACGCAAACAAUCAAACCAACCUCCAGCUACGCGCUCUCCUUCCUGAUCAUAUCCAAUACCCAUCCAGAAUGUCUUCACAAUUCAACCUACACAACUCGCCCGCCGAUAUAAUCUCCUCCGUGAGAUUCAAUCCCACAGAAAAAUACAGCAGUUUUCUUCUUGCCAGCUCUUGGGAUGCCACGCUGAAUCUUUACGACACAUCAAGAGAGGGAGGCAGACUGUUAACCAGGAUAGAUGGCGUAGCGCCGCUGUUGGAUUGCUGCUGGGAUGAUACCGGUCGAACUGCGUUUAUCGGUGGACUAGAGAGCCGUGUUAGAAUGGUCGACCUGGAAACUGCUGAAUGCACUACUAUCGGCGAACACGACGAACCAGUCAAAAGCCUAGUCUACCACGACACCUCAGGUCUGCUGAUCUCAGGCUCCUGGGACAAGACCGUGCAAUUUCACGACCACCGAAACAACUCUCGGGUAUGCAGCACCGAGGUUCCGCACAAAGUGUUUUCGAUGGACGCCACGGGAAACCUCUUGGUUGUCGGAAUGGCGGGCAGGGCGGUGUAUGUUUACGAUAUCCGGAAUAUGGACGAGCCGUUUCAGAGACGGGAGAGUAGUUUGAAGUAUAUGACGCGCACUGUGAAGUGUAUCCCGUCUGGUGAGGGAUACGCGUCAUCUUCGAUCGAAGGACGUAUUGCCGUCGACUUUUUCGACUCCAGCUCCUCAGUCCAAGCCAAGAAAUACGCCUUCAAAUGCCACAGAGCAGCAGAAGGCGACCACGACACAGUCUACCCCGUCAACGCCCUCGCAUUCCACCCCAUCUACGGCACAUUCGUCUCCGGCGGCGGCGACUCUCUCGUUUGCUUCUGGGACUACAAAGCCCGCAAACGGCUGCGGCAGUAUCCGCGGUACCCGGGCCCGGUGCAGUCUUUGGACAUUGACCGACGCGGAACAAACCUUGCGAUCGCGCACGGAGGCGAUGUGGAGAUCGGACAGCAUGGCACAGAGAGAGGGAUUUGCGGAAUCACAAUCAGGCCGCUUGCACCGGGCGAGGGGAAAGGCAAAGCUUAAUGACGAUAUUGAAUAGUUUUGACCUGAAGUAUUUGCAGAGUAGAAUAUGAGCUUUUGUAGCUGAUGGUUAAAUAAUCGCUUUUUCCACAAAUUAU
Messenger RNA from Myxozyma melibiosi, 1335 nucleotides. RefSeq names its product WD40-repeat-containing domain protein. Gene Ontology annotation, molecular function: ubiquitin binding. Lineage: Eukaryota; Fungi; Ascomycota; Lipomycetes; Lipomycetales; Lipomycetaceae. Gene Ontology annotation, cellular component: bub1-bub3 complex; nucleoplasm; kinetochore. Gene Ontology annotation, biological process: mitotic spindle assembly checkpoint signaling. The record is from RefSeq and is a predicted model, not a curated record. Bases 248 to 1240 code for a protein of 330 amino acids. The transcript has 4 exons.